GUUGCUCUGAGGCGGCGUGCGCGUUCGUGUGGCCUUUGUCCGCUUUCACCAUGGCGUACCGCGGCCAGGGCCAGAAGGUGCAGAAGGUGAUGGUGCAGCCCAUCAACCUCAUCUUCAGAUACUUGCAAAACAGAUCUCGGAUUCAGGUGUGGCUUUACGAGCAAGUGAAUAUGCGGAUAGAGGGCUGUAUCAUUGGUUUUGAUGAGUAUAUGAACCUCGUAUUAGAUGAUGCAGAAGAGAUUCAUUCUAAAACAAAGUCAAGAAAACAACUCGGUCGGAUCAUGCUAAAAGGAGAUAAUAUUACUCUGCUCCAAAGUGUCUCCAACUAGAAAUGAUCAAUGAAGUGAGAAAUUAUUGAGAAGGCAAUACAGUUUGUUUUUAGGUGUCCUUUUUUGGAGUGUAGUUCUAAAACAUUGGUUCAUAUUGUUUUUAUUACUCGUAUGUUAUUACCAGAUGACAAUAAAUGCUUUGGGAUUGUUUUUAUUAAAAAAGUUACAUUGCUUUCUUUCUA
Messenger RNA from Diceros bicornis minor, 511 nucleotides. RefSeq names its product small nuclear ribonucleoprotein polypeptide E (gene SNRPE). Gene Ontology annotation, cellular component: precatalytic spliceosome; U2 snRNP; U1 snRNP. The record is from RefSeq and is a predicted model, not a curated record. Gene Ontology annotation, biological process: mRNA splicing, via spliceosome; spliceosomal snRNP assembly. Lineage: Eukaryota; Metazoa; Chordata; Mammalia; Perissodactyla; Rhinocerotidae. Gene Ontology annotation, molecular function: RNA binding. The transcript has 5 exons. Bases 51 to 329 code for a protein of 92 amino acids.